Messenger RNA from Rosa chinensis, 588 nucleotides. Its product is annotated as DNA-binding protein HEXBP-like. Gene Ontology annotation, biological process: positive regulation of cytoplasmic translation. The transcript is spliced from 2 exons. The record is from RefSeq and is a predicted model, not a curated record. Gene Ontology annotation, molecular function: single-stranded RNA binding; translation regulator activity; mRNA binding. Bases 1 to 588 code for a protein of 195 amino acids. NCBI's taxonomy places the organism in Eukaryota, Viridiplantae, Streptophyta, Magnoliopsida, Rosales, Rosaceae. Gene Ontology annotation, cellular component: cytoplasm.
AUGAAGAGCUUCAUUGAUGUGGAUUCUGAUGUUAUCAUUUCCUUUGGUAUCUUUAUUGUUUUCUUUAGUUCAGCUCAUGGCUACUCUUCUGGUGGGAGUAGAAACUCUGGCAAAGAGCUUAAAACAUUUGUAGAACAAAAUGAAUGCUUCAAGUGUGGUCGUCCAGGAUAUUGGGCCAAAGAUUGCCCUUCAGCAGGUGAUCAAGACAUGUAUGGAAGGAAAAUGGGAACGGAAGCCUACUCAUCCUCGGGUUGGAGCAACUAUGGGGGAGGAGAUGGAUCAUCUGUGGGGAGAAAUGAAUGCUUCGAGUGCGGCCGCCCAGGACAUUGGGCCCGAGAUUGCCCCUCUGCAAAUGAUCAGGAAAUGCAUGGAAGUGGUCAAGCGGGAGGGGAUGACUCAAACAAUGACUACAUUGUUUACUCAUAUGGUGGAAGGAGAAGCCCUUACUGGGAAGAUGACUGCUUCAAGUGUGGGCGCUCCGGACAUUGGCAGCGAGAGUGCCCUAAAGCAAAUGGUGGAGGUGGAAACGAUAAUGGCAAUGAUGGAAAGCGCAGAGAAAUUGAGGUAUGCCUGGGAUGGCCGUUCUGA